Molecule: messenger RNA, 528 nt
Organism: Chondrus crispus (carragheen)
Lineage: Eukaryota; Rhodophyta; Florideophyceae; Gigartinales; Gigartinaceae
Exons: 1
Coding region: 1-528 (175 amino acids)
Source: RefSeq, a predicted model, not a curated record
AUGCAGCGAGGGCAUGUAUGGGGAUUUGAUACUCUACGGUAUCGGAAUAAUAGGUUUGCGUACUGUGUACGCUUCCACAGAUAUUUUUCAAGGGCGUCACACUUGGGAGGCGAUAUGCACAAGUAUGUAGGAUUUAAUGAGAAGAGGAAGGCAGAAUCGGGGCGCAGGCAAAAACACAGACACGGCGGCGAAGGCGACAACCCGGCGCCGGCGCGCGGGAACAAGACACGGGCAGUGAGAGGAGGACAAAAACAGUUACAGCACCAGCGGCGGAGGGGGUCACUCGGCGGCGGGCGGGUUGCCCAUGGUGGCCUUGGUGUCUUGUAUGGCGACGCGCAGCUCCUGAGCGAGCUUUUUGAGCUCCUGCAGGUUUUUACGAGCGCGCGUGCCGGCGGCCUUGUUGCCUUUCUCGAAGAACUUUUGGCUGUCCUUGGAAACCGAGUCCAUUACCUCCUUGAGCUGGUCGAGCUUGUCCAUAUUUGCGGGCCUUUUGGUCGCGGCUGGGGUGCGGAGGGUGCGGAGGGGUAG